Penicillium cataractarum is the source of this 1050-nucleotide messenger RNA. Its product is annotated as alpha/beta hydrolase. Gene Ontology annotation, molecular function: hydrolase activity. Lineage: Eukaryota; Fungi; Ascomycota; Eurotiomycetes; Eurotiales; Aspergillaceae. The transcript has 2 exons. Bases 1 to 1050 code for a protein of 349 amino acids. The record is from RefSeq and is a predicted model, not a curated record.
AUGGAUUCAAUCAAUACAAGGGAAGAUGUCCUAAAACUAGGCAUCAUCGACCCCGAACUCGAAGAGACUCUCAAAAGCACCCCCUUCCCAAGAACGUUCAACACACCCUCCAUCGAACAACUCCGCCAAGCAACCUCUACAGCAGAACAAACAAACUACACCACCUCCCCAACACACAACACCCACGAAUCAACCAUCACAAUCCCCAUGCGCGACGGUCACCUCAACGAAAUUCGCCUCAUAAAACAUAAUACCAUUCCCAAAAAUGCACCACUAAUCAUCCUCAUCCACGGCGGCGGAUACAUAAUGGGUACAAACAUGCAAUGUAUACCGUGGGCUCGACCUAUCGCUGCCUUAUACGGAGCGAUAAUCGCACUGCCCUCUUACCGUCUCGCCCCGGAAUAUAAAUUCCCCUUUGCACCGCACGAUAUCUGGGAUAGUUUAUCCUGGUUAGCGAGUAAUGCCUCCUCGCUAGGCGCAGAUUUAAGUGCUGGAUUCGUGAUAGGGGGUUGUUCAGCCGGGGCCGGGUUGGCAAUUGUUACUGCGCAUCGUGCGUUAAGAGAAGCGCUCGGUUCGCCGUUAACUGGGGUUUUGGCUAAUAUCCCGGGAUGUAUUAGUGAGGAGACUUUGCCGGGGAAGUAUAAGGAUCUCUGGGUGUCGCGGGAUCAGAACGCCGAAGCUCUGAUUUUGGAUCGCAAGCUUUUAGGGGUUAUUGAGGAGGCGUAUGGGAUGGAUGUUUACUCUGAGGAUUACUCGCCGUUUAACGACGGUGUGUUGUUUGAGGGGUUACCCAGGACGUAUGUCCAGGUUGCCGGGAUGGAUACUUUGAGGGAUGAUGGGAUUGUUUAUGCGAAGACGUUACGGGAUUAUGGGGUUGAUGUUAAGUUGGAUAUUUAUCCUGGUGUGCCGCAUGGGCAUUUUAAUAUUUGGCCAAAGUUGGGAUUAUCGGUUAAGUCUCAGGUUGAUACUAUUUGGAAUAUUGGGUGGUUGUUGGAUAGGGGGUUGGAGAGGGAGAGGGUGGAGGAGUUGUGGAUUGCGAGCAUGGGGUGA